AUGCAGCGACUGCAUACGGACCAGGGGAGAAAUUUCGAAAGCGCGGUCUUCAAAGAGAUAAUCGAUAUUCUUGGGAUAAAGAAAACCCGAACAACACCAUACCACCCUCAAAGUGAUGGCCUUGUUGAACGAAUGAACCGGACUCUGAAAGAUAUUCUUUCAAAGUUGGUCAAUGAACGUCAAGAUGAUUGGGACAGAUGUUUACCUCAAGCAUUGUUGGCGUACCGGUCCACCGUGCAAACCUCAACAGGGUUCUCUCCACAUUUCUUGGUGUUUGGAAGAGAAACAAGAAUCCCAGUUGACCUAAUGACACCUGAGCCCCCUCAAGCAGAAGUACCACCGACUACAUCAGAGUAUGCGGAAAAAUUGAGGAAACGUUUUGAAAGAACAUACGAGUUGACCAGAGUAAAUACAAAGAAAUCUAGCGAGCGAUAUAAAGACUACUAUGACGCAAAGGCGAAAGAUACGACGUACAACGUUGGGGAGAAAGUAUGGUUGUAUGUACCAUUUGUCAAAAAGGGAAAGAAUUUGAAGCUAUCACGGCCGUGGCGGGGACCAUAUACGAUUGUGAAGAAAAUUUCAGAUGUGGUGUAUCGAAUCGAGAAAAAUGCCAACAAAAGGAAUAGGUUAGUAGUCCAUUACAAUCGUCUUAAACCGUGUUUUGAACGACCGUUGAAAAGUCUACCUAAUCGACCACCAAACGAGACGAAACUGCAAUCGAAAGAAACCACCGAAACGAGAAAAGAAAACGUGGAGAAUUGUAGUGGUCAAACCCCGCAAACGGAACCCCCAACCAACGGAGGAAAUGAUGAGGAUGAGUGGACAGUGAGGUAUUUUAGAAGAAAUUUGAGACAAAGUAGACCAAGUCGGGCAAUUAACGGGGAGGAACACGGACAAAAUUUACCUGAUGAGGUCCAAGAAGACGUACAACAUUUACCUGACGAAUUACAACAGGAUGGGCCAUUGACGAGACAUUGCGAGAACCAGUAG
Messenger RNA from Paramuricea clavata, 990 nucleotides. Lineage: Eukaryota; Metazoa; Cnidaria; Anthozoa; Malacalcyonacea; Plexauridae. The record is from the annotation of a GenBank genome assembly.